This is a messenger RNA of Penicillium manginii, 525 nucleotides long. RefSeq names its product ferritin-like domain-containing protein. The record is from RefSeq and is a predicted model, not a curated record. The coding region runs from base 1 to 525 and encodes 174 amino acids. NCBI's taxonomy places the organism in Eukaryota, Fungi, Ascomycota, Eurotiomycetes, Eurotiales, Aspergillaceae. The transcript has 4 exons.
AUGAAGUUUACCAACAUUGCUUUGGCUGGUGCCGCUGUUGGCCUUGCCCAAGCCGGCCCAGUCACCAAGCGUGCCAUCACCGAUGCCGACAUCCUCAACUACGCGUUGACUCUCGAGCACCUCGAGGCUGCUUUCUACGAGGAGGGUCUUAAGAACUACACCCAGGCUGACUUUGUCAACGCUGGGCUCAAGGACCCCUUCUAUGCCAACUUGCAGGAGGUUGGCAAGGACGAGCAGUCCCACGAGGCAUUCCUCACCUCGGCCCUGAAGGCCGCCGGUGCGUCCCCCGUUGCCCGAUGCAAUUACUCCUUCCCUGCUACAGAUGCGAAGUCGUUUGCUGGCCUUGCUAGUGUGUUGGAGGGUGUCGGUGUCAGCGCCUACCUCGGUGCCGCUGCCAGCAUCAUGGACAAGACAUACCUCACUGCGGCCGGCAGCAUCCUCACCGUCGAAGCCCGACACAGUGCGUACCUGCGUGCUGCCCUUGGCGAGGCACCCUCCGCUCAACCCUUCGACAACCCCCCUUGA